GGGCAAGCUUGCUUUUCUUGUUCCUUGUUCCUUGUUCCUCGGACCUGUUGUUUCAGUGCUUAGUUUUUUCUUUUUCUUUUUUUUUAAACAUCUUCAAAAGAGUUUCUCAAAUUCAAACGAAAAUGGCAUUCACCGGAACAUUGGACAAAUGCAAGGCUUGUGACAAGACCGUUCAUGUUGUGGAUAUGUUAACUCUUGAAGGAGUUCCUUACCAUAAAACUUGCUUCAAAUGCAGCCAUUGCAAGGGAAACCUUGUGAUGAGUACUUAUUCUUCUAUGGAUGGAGUUCUUUACUGCAAGCCUCAUUUUGAGCAAUUAUUUAAGGAAUCUGGCAAUUUCAGCAAGAAUUUCCAAACAUCAAAGGAAAGGCAAAUUGAUCAGGUGAAGACUCCAAACAAACUUUCAUCCUUGUUUUGUGGAACCCAAGACAAGUGUGCUGCAUGCCACAAGACAGUGUACCCAUUGGAAAAGGUGACAAUGGAAGGGGAAUGUUUCCACAAGACAUGCUUUAGGUGUGCCCAUGGAGGGUGCGCAUUAACACACUCUUCUUAUGCUGCUCUGGAUGGGGUCCUCUAUUGUAAACACCAUUUUGCGCAGCUUUUCAUGGUGAAAGGCAACUACGCCCAUGUCCUCCAAGCGGCUUCCCACAAGAGAAACAAUAGCUCUGCAUCUCCAAAAUUAGCUGAAAACCAAGCUGAUCAACGAGAAACCGCCACUGAUGAAGAUGACUCUGAAGACAAAUCUUAAUUAAUUACAAAUUUUUAAUACACCACCAUGGUUUAUAUAUAACAUCCCAACAUUGUUCUUUUUAUUAUUAAUAUUUUAGAGUUCUAUUUU
This is a messenger RNA of Gossypium raimondii (Peruvian cotton), 836 nucleotides long. RefSeq names its product LIM domain-containing protein PLIM2b. Gene Ontology annotation, biological process: actin filament bundle assembly. The transcript has 5 exons. Lineage: Eukaryota; Viridiplantae; Streptophyta; Magnoliopsida; Malvales; Malvaceae. Gene Ontology annotation, molecular function: actin filament binding. Bases 123 to 746 code for a protein of 207 amino acids. Gene Ontology annotation, cellular component: plasma membrane; actin cytoskeleton. The record is from RefSeq and is a predicted model, not a curated record.